Messenger RNA from Anneissia japonica, 1017 nucleotides. RefSeq names its product thioredoxin-like. Gene Ontology annotation, molecular function: protein-disulfide reductase activity. The transcript has 5 exons. The coding region runs from base 131 to 448 and encodes 105 amino acids. Lineage: Eukaryota; Metazoa; Echinodermata; Crinoidea; Comatulida; Comatulidae. The record is from RefSeq and is a predicted model, not a curated record.
UUACAUCCGCUCGAGCCUGUGUGGUACCGUGUCAUCACCAGGUUACGUUUAUUUAGUGCAUGGUGACGAAUUUGCAAUUCAUUCCCCGAGUCGAAUCCAAGAAGAGGAAGGAGGAAAGAGUGCAGCAAUUAUGAUAAAGGACAUACCAACUAAGGCUGAUUUUACCAAGGAGUUGAGUGAUGCAGGUGAUAAACUUGUUGUGGUGGACUUCUAUGCACAAUGGUGUGGACCGUGCAGAAUGAUUUCCCCUAAAAUAGAGGAAAUGAGUAAGGUGUAUACGGAUGUUAUCUUCUUAAAGGUUGAUGUCGAUGAGAAUUCAGACACUGCAGAAUCUGAAAGCAUAUCAGCAAUGCCCACCUUUAAAUUGUACAAGAAUUCUAAACUUGUUGAUGAGUUAACUGGUGCAUCUGAGGUAAAAAUCAAGGAACUUAUUGAGAAGCAUAAAUAAGAAAUGAAAAUGGAGCAAUUUUUAUUUUACUACACCAUUGAAUUUUAGAAUGUACGUCUUGUAAACAGUUUAAUUGGUAUUAGAUUCAGACAUCACAACUGCCUGUUGAUCAUCAUUUUGUGAGGUUUUCUUAUGAAAAAUAUUUGUAGGCUUAAAAUAGUGAUAACAAUGUGUUGAUUGUAAAAUUCAAACAUCCUAUUAAAGAGGCUAAAGUAAGUUGCGCAUCCGGUCUCACGCUGGUAUGAUAUCUAUUAAGAAAACAAUGUUGUACAUAUCAUGUGCUGUAUAAAUCUGUACCUGAUUGCUUGACCAAAAGUCUAUCAAACAUCUUUUCAGACUCAUCCUUUCAAUAUUACUAAAAGCUACUGUGUCUUUCUAGUGUAUAACCUAGAUUUGUGGAAUAGUUGUAAUCCUUUGUAUAAUCAUUGUUUUUACUAAUUGUAUCUAUUACUAUCUUCAGUGGUGGAUUUAGGCGUUUCUCGCCACAAUCAUCAUUCAUAAUUUAACCAUUUAUGUGAUAAUUACAGUAUCAAAUGGAAAUUCAUUAAAAAUAAAGAAGUACAAAACUA